Messenger RNA from Opisthorchis viverrini, 435 nucleotides. RefSeq lists its product as hypothetical. The coding region runs from base 1 to 435 and encodes 144 amino acids. The record is from RefSeq and is a predicted model, not a curated record. Lineage: Eukaryota; Metazoa; Platyhelminthes; Trematoda; Opisthorchiida; Opisthorchiidae. The transcript has a single exon.
AUGAGACAAACAGACUGGGAAACUUCCACACUGGUGACGCGGUUUAUUCAAGCUCCCGAAAAAUGGUCCACUAGCACCGUCCUGGGCAAAAACGGAAAUGGGAUCUACGAGAUCAAUGUUGGAAAGGAAAAUCGGACGAGACGUAUCAAUCAAAUACGACCGAACCACAUGCAAGCUCAAUGCCGGGAGGUAGCAGAAUAUUUCCAGUGGGACAUCUUGUUGGACACGGUUUGUUUGGACCAUGAAAAUGUUCGACCUCUCAAUUUAUCCCAGAACAUCACAGCAUCGCACAGUUCACGACCAAGCCGGGUUCAAGCCAACCCAAAGGGGAAGAACUACGAUCAGAUUCGAGCAGUCCGAAAACAGUUUCAAAUGGAAAAGAGAGAUAAUACGCCACGCAUCAGCCUACUACGCAGCGGAACAAACCUUUGGUGA